This is a messenger RNA of Syngnathus acus (greater pipefish), 2635 nucleotides long. RefSeq names its product toll-like receptor 6. Gene Ontology annotation, molecular function: transmembrane signaling receptor activity; protein binding. Gene Ontology annotation, biological process: inflammatory response; toll-like receptor signaling pathway; immune response. The record is from RefSeq and is a predicted model, not a curated record. Gene Ontology annotation, cellular component: membrane. NCBI's taxonomy places the organism in Eukaryota, Metazoa, Chordata, Actinopteri, Syngnathiformes, Syngnathidae.
AUGCGGACUGUGGUUGUGGUGCUGUUGGUUACUUCCCUGGUCUGCGUGGCAGCAGGGACAGAUGACGACCCGUUCAAAACGUGCGUUACUUCGAGAAAAAGAGUGGCGGACCUCUCCGAUAAAAAUCUGACAUCCUUCCCUCCAUUUCUACCCAACACCACGGAAUACUUGGACAUUUCUCACAACCCUCUCCAAAGUAUCACCACCGAGUCUUUCCCUCAACUGCCUCUGCUGUGUUUCCUGAAGGCAACUUUUUGCGGCCUCCGGGAUAUUUCUCCCGGUGUGUUUCAACGCAUUCCUGCGCUCCAAAUUCUCAAUCUAUCCUUCAAUGAAUUCAAAGUCAUUCCCGCCAUUUCACUACCCCGCCUGACAUUUUUGGAUUUGACGGAUAAUCUCUACGAAAGCUACCAACUGCCGGAGUGUUUCCAGAACUUAACAAAUCUGCAAGAGCUGUUAUUAGGAAGCAAAUCUGCUGUGUCAGUGCAUUUAAAUGACUUCAAACCUGUGACUAACAUCUCCUUGCAACAUUUGGUUUUGGGUGAGGGAGUACCCUGGCAAAUUUACGAAUCAGGCGCCCUCGCGAUGUUAUCUCUGAAGAAAUUAUCCCUAUAUGUUAACUUCUGCGAGCACUUCAACAUAGUCAACAACCUUCUGGUGGAUUUGAAUGCAUCACGGGUGAGCGCCUUGAGAUUCGUCACCGUGUUUUCCGACGACUGCAACGUCACCAGCGACCCCUUCCUGAACCUGCGGGCCAUGCCGUACGUACGGAACGUCAGCGUGGAAAACACUUGGAUCAACAGCUCGUUUCUGGAGAUCUUCUUAAAGACACUUUUGCUGUCUUCUAUCGAGAACUUCUCCUUUAUCAACUUGACGUACAGUGAAGAUAAACCAGAUGGGUUCCAGUUUCACUUUCACCCCGUCAAUCAUACCAUUAGUCUCCGUGCUGUUACUUUUGAUACGGUGAUACAUUAUCAAUACAGAUAUCCCGUAUUUAACAUGAGUUUUGAGGAUGCGUUAAAUUUGCAAUACCUCAGGUUUUCCGGGAGCGGUAUGAACAUUUUACCCUGUAAAAUCAUCUCCACCCUGCCUACGCUGGAGACCCUGGACGUGUCCGACAACCUCCUGUCAGAUUUGGGCUUCUGGUGGCCUUCGUGUUCUUACACUUCGGUCUUCCCAAGCCUCAAGCAUCUGUUGAUGAGCAAAAACCGGUUUGCCAGUUUGUCCUUUAUCUCGACACAGACGCACCAAAUGAAACAGCUGGAGUCCCUGGAUUUGAGUUUCAACUCCAUCGACUUGGACCAAAGUUGCAACUGGCCCGCUCACUUGAUUGAAAUCAAUCUUGGAAAUAACAAUCUGGGCAAUAGUGUUUUUGAGAACUUGUCACCAAAUUUUGAGCGGAUUUACCUGUCCAAAACGGGAAUCACCGCCAAUCACGCAAGACGUCCUGUCUCAGUUCCAAAGCUGACACACCUCCAGCUCAGUUCCAACAGCAUUCAAGUCCUCCCGGAAGAACUCUACGCCCCGAAUCUCAUCAGUCUCUACGUGGACCAGAACGCAAACACUCUUUCCCAGCAAGUCUUAGAGGGACUUCCCAAACUUCAGAUCCUCAAAGCUGGCAACAAUCCCUUCAUUUGCUCCUGUGACCUACACUGGUUCCUCACAGGUCUAAACAAGUUCCUCUUGGACUGGCCUUUGGAUUACCUAUGCAGCACGCCGGUUAAAAUCAAAAGGACUUCCUCUUCCGAAUACAAAACCAGCGCGAUCGCCUGCGAAACGUGGCUCCAAAUGACAGUUGCUUUCUCCGUUAUUUUUGUAGCAACAACUUUGGGCCUGCUUUUCUAUAAACUUGAUGGGGUUUGGUACACGAAAAUGUUAUGGGUGUGGAUUCGGGUGAAGAGAAGAGGCAAGAAACAAUCGCACUUGUUGAAAAAGGUGUCAUUCGCUUACCACGCCUUCAUCUCCUACAGUCACCGGGAUGGCGAUUUUGUGAACGGUGACCUGGUACCGUCCUUGGAGAACGCCGGGUUUUCGUUGUGCAUUCACGAACGUGAUUUCGUACCGGGUGAUUGGAUCAUCGACAACAUCAUCAACUGCGUCGAGUACAGCUACAAAACACUCUUCGUCCUCUCGAAACAUUUCGUCCAGAGCGAAUGGUGCAACUACGAGCUCUUCUUUGCCCAACACCGAGCUAUCAACAUCCAAGAGGAUUCUUUGGUUUUUAUCUUGUUAGAACCCAUUCCCACAGAUUGUCUGCCGAAAAAGUUCUUGAGACUGAGAAGUUUGCUACGGCAGCAGACGUAUCUCGAGUGGCCUAAGGAUGAGAGGAAGCAGCAAGUGUUUUGGGCGAGUCUUAAAUCCAUGCUGCAGACGGCAGACAAAUCUGUAAUUUUGAAACAUGUGGCUCAGGAUCUUGCUGAUACAGCAACAUUACUCACUAACGAGUCCUAACAUGGGUUCGUUUAAUAAAUGACCACCAUUGUGUAAAAAUCUUAACGUCUGCUCACAAUAUUUUGAUGAGACCUGUUUUUAAUUUUGCAAAAUAAAUCCACUUUACAAUUGAUGAUUUGUAAAUGAUUGUUAACCUUGUCCAAUGACUGAAUCUUUCUUUAUUCGAUUAAAAUCUUUAUUAAAUGUU